Molecule: messenger RNA, 3313 nt
Organism: Erythranthe guttata (spotted monkey flower)
Lineage: Eukaryota; Viridiplantae; Streptophyta; Magnoliopsida; Lamiales; Phrymaceae
Product: protein SMAX1-LIKE 4
Source: RefSeq, a predicted model, not a curated record
ACUGCAGAAACUAAUUUUUUUAUGACGAAAAUAGCCCUGUGUGAAUAUCAAAACUCCAAAAAGGACACCACUGUUUAUUUCCUUUUUAAGGCGGUGGUUUCAGUUUCAGUUUCAGUUUGUGAUUUCAUCAUCAUUUCAUUUCGUGCUCCUUACAAUCAAAAAACACACACACACACACACACACACAGUAGAGGUGGGGGAGGAUAGAUACAUAUAUAGAUACCAAAGCAAGGGUUUUCAGUUUCAGGGUUUUCUUGAGAAGUUUGAUUCAUCCAAGGGGGGUGUUGGGGGGUGGGGUAGUUACCAAGUUAUGCGUGCAGGAGCUUGCGCGGCGCAACAGACGCUCUCGGCGGAGGCCGCCUCCGUGCUGAAGCACUCACUCAGCCUGUCACGGCGGCGGGGCCACGCCCAGGUCACGCCUCUGCAUGUCGCCGCCACCUUGCUGAGCUCAAGGGCCAGCCUCCUCCGCCGCGCCUGCCUCAAAUCCCAGCCGCACCACCACCAGCCUUCCCACCCACUCCAGUGCCGAGCCCUCGAGCUCUGCUUCAACGUCGCCCUCAACCGCCUCCCCGCCACCCCCGCCCCACUCCUCCACGCGCAGCCGUCGCUUUCCAACGCGCUCGUCGCCGCCCUCAAACGCGCCCAGGCCCACCAGCGCCGCGGCUGCGUCGAACAGCAGCACCACCACCAGAACCAAAACCAGCCGCCGCUAGUAACCAUCAAAGUCGAACUCGAGCAGCUCAUCUUAUCCAUAUUAGAUGACCCCAGCGUAAGUAGGGUUAUGAGGGAGGCCGGAUUCUCCAGCACCGCCGUCAAGAACAACCUCGAAGAUUCCAACUCCUCCUCCGUCUUCCAGUGCUACAACACCUCCGGCGGCAUUUUCUCCACCCCAAACUCCCCUCCUCCCGAAACCCACAGGGAAAACCCUACCACCUUCCAUCACUACUCCCAUCUGCUAUCCUACGCCGCCGCCGCCGCCGCCGACAAGAACCCUUUCCUCUUCUCCGCCGCCGCAACAACUUCUUCCUCCUCCUUCAAACAAGACAUCAAAACCGUCCUCGACGUUCUUCUCAGAAAGAACAGCAGAAGAAAAAACACAGUCAUCGUCGGAGAUUCCCUAUCCACGGCGGAAGCCCUAGUCUCCGAGCUCACUGCCAUGGUGGACAAAGGUGAAGUACCCGACGAGCUGAAAUCGGCCCACGUCAUCAAAUUCCAAUUCUCUUCAGUCCCACUCAGAUUCAUGAAACGAGAAGAAGUGGAGAUGAACAUUGCUGAUUUAAAGAGAAAGGUCGAUUCUUUCUCACCGGGCGGAGUGUUCAUAUACACCGGAGAUUUGAAAUGGACGGUGGACUACGGCGGCGAGAGAGAAGACGGUGGUGGUUACAGCCCGGUUGAUCAUUUGGUUGCAGAAAUGGGGAAAUUGCUUUCUUGGUAUAACAACAGUAGUAGUAAUAGUACGAGGGUUUGGUUAUUGGGUACAGCGAAUUAUCAGACAUACAUGAAGUGUCAGAUGAAACAUCCACCGUUGGAUCUUCAUUGGAAUCUUCAGCCUGUUUCUGUACCAUCUUCUUCUGGUGGUUUAGGGCUGAGCCUCAAUGCUGCUGCCACAAGUGGUCUAGAUUCGAGAAUCGAAUUCCCGGACAAGAAGUCGUUUUGCGUCAAGGAGGAAGAACAAGAUGUGCUUCUCACUUGUUGCCCCGAAUGCACGUCGAGUUACGAAAGAGAAGCCGGUUUCAAGAAAUGUUUUUCGUCGAACUCGAUAGAUAAAGAUGCUGAGAAUGGUUCUUCCCAAUUGCCCUUUUGGCUAAAGAAACCGCAACCCGUCGAUACACUUGACAAGGAAAAUUUAGUUGAAUUGAGGAGAAAAUACAACAAAUUGUGCAAGAGUCUCCACCGAGGAAGCAAUAGUCCGAAUAAGUAUAACUACAACUAUCCCUCUUGGCCGAACAAGAAUAGCGUAUACACCGACCAUUCCGAAACUAUUUCGUUUGCUCAUCCAACGGCUAGUUCCUUGCCUAGGUUCAGAAGGCAGCAAUCUUGCCACAUCAACUUCACUUUCACCGACGAAACUUCCAAAAAUCAGACAGUGACUGAACCAAAUCUCGACUCCCUUAAAGGGGUGGAUGAAAAGGAGGUAAAAAUCACACUCGCCCUCGGAAAUUCGGCUUAUUCUUGCGCACCCACGGGUGACGUUUUUCAAGAAAACGUGCCUUGGCAAUCGGAAGCUAUCCCUUUAAUUCUCGAGGCAUUGGGUGAUUCGAAAGGGAUGAGUCGAGAUAAGUUUGUAUUGAUUGAAGGGAAUGACUUUGUUGGCAAGAGAAGAUUUGCUGUGAUGGUAGCGGAAUCCGUGUUUGGUUCUUCCGAUUUGCUUCUCUGCAUGAGCACGAGAAAGGGUUUGAAGAAUAAACGUGAAAUUAUCGACAAGGCAUUGAAGAAUCACGAAAAUCUCGUUGUUCUAGUCGAAGAUGCUGAUUUCGCAGAUUGUGAGUUUGCUGAGUUUCUUGAUGAAAGAUUUGAGAACGGAAAAUUGGAAACAGAGAAGAGGAGUGAUAAAGAAGAUACCGGUGGCCAUGCAAUGUUCGUCUUAACGACGGAUGGUGAGUCGAAUAAAGAAUUGGAUAAUGUAAUCCAGAUGAAACUCGUUAUCAACGAAUCCAAACAUAGUCCGGAUGAUAACCCUAAUCUCGAAAGCAAACGCAGAGCGAAAAUGUGGGAUUUGCCAAUAACGAGCAACAAGAGACAGAGGAGCAACGAGAUGGAGGAUGUAAAGAAACCCCUCGACCUCAACAUCGAAGCUGACGAGGACAGUGGCACUAUCGUACAACAACGCGAUUCGCCAACGCUUUUCCUUCUCGAAAAAAUCAAGAACCGCUUCGUAAUGAAUAGGGAUUCGGAUCAAGAAGUUCGUGCGAGAGAGAUGUUCUUGUCCAAAUUUGAACAAUCGUUUAAGGAUGUUAGUGUAAGUGGAAAUUUUGAUGUCGAGGAGAGGGUAUUGGAGGAAAUUUUACGAGGGUCGGGUUUCUAUCUCAAUAGCAUGUUCGACCGAUGGGUGAAAGAUGUUUUCGAGACGAGUUUACUUACGUUAGAUAACGGCGGUGAUCGGACGAUCGAAAGGGUUGUUAGCAUUAGGCUUUGUUUAGGAGAGAAGUGUGAAGAAGAUGGAUACAUGGGAACUUGUCUUCCUAAAAGUAUUUCAGUUUCUUUGUAACAUAUUAAUUCUCUCUUUUCUUUUUUUAUUUUUUUCUUGUUUUUAAAUUGGGAUGUAAUUAGUGGUUUCUAAUACUGUGACUGGUUUGUGUUUUCACAGCUUUUC